AUGUAGUUAACAGUUUGCCUCAAUACAUACUUCACCUACCGCACUUUUCGACAGUUACCCUCGCUUGAACAUAGAAGCUUACAACGAUGACAGACGUAGAGAAAACGCUAGCUCUCUUAAAGCCCGAUUCUGUUCGGGCAGGCAAGGCUCAGGAGAUUAUGCAACUCAUCGAGCUUAAUGGGUUCACGAUUGUAGCAAAGCAAAAGUUGCAGCUGACACGCGCACGCGCGGAGGAGUUCUAUGGGGAGCAUUAUGGGAAAGAAUUCUUUCCCAAGCUGGUGGGCUUUAUGACGAGCGGUCCCAUCUGGGCCCUGGUGCUCGCCAAGCCUGGAGCCAUCCUGGCGUGGCGCGCCCUGAUGGGGCCCACAAACGUUUUCAAAGCCCGUGCUGAGCAACCCAAAUGCCUCCGCGCCCUGUACGGCACAGACGGUACCCAAAACGCAACCCACGGCAGCGACUCGCCCGCCAGCGCAGCCCGGGAGAUAAAGUUCUUCUUCCCCCACCUGGUGCCGGACCCCGUGACGGAUCCCGCCGUGGCGGCCGAUUACAUCGCCACACGCAUUCAGCCCGCGCUGUCCAAGGCCCUAGCGGCGCUGGCGCGGGAGAAGCCUUCCGCGGACAAGUUCGAGGCCAUCACCUUCAUUGCCAGCUACCUCCUUCAAAACAACCCCAACAAGCCCAAGGUGCUGUUGCCCGAUGAGUGGGAUCCCGCGCUCAUGGGCGACGAUGAGGACGAUGAAGCGGAUUUUGUUAACGCACGGCCCGUCGCUGGCUCGGGGGUAGUGGAGGUGGCCGCGGCGGCGCCGCCGCCGCCGCCGCCGGCUCCACCGGCUGCGGCCCGCACUCCAACGCCGCCACCGGCUCCGCCGGCUGCGGCAACGCGCACGCCGACACCGCCGCCUGCGGCGGCGGCGGCGCCACCGGCUCCGUCAGGCUCCCGGCCGUCUUCUGCGCGACCAACAUCGGCGACAAGGCCUGGAUCUGGCGGCCGGCGACCUUCGUUGACGGCAGCGGCGCCGCCGCUAGCGAAGCCGGAGCCCGACCCCGCUGCGCUGGAUGCAGCGGCGACUAAGGUACAGGCAGCUUACCGAGGCUACCACGCGCGACGAGAGGUGGCGGUCAUCCGCGCGGAAGCUGAGGCUGAGCGAUUGCAGCGCGAGGCGGAGGCGGCGCUGAGGGGCCUUGAUGCAGCGGGAGCCGAGCUGGGGGAGGCCAGUGCCAGUGGCGGCGGAGGCGCAUUCAGCACGUUGGGUAUUGACUUGCCGGAGGGUGUGACGGACGACAUGGCGGCGGAGGCGACAGUGAUGGUGCAGUCGCACAUGCGGGGCUACUUGGCACGUAAGCGGGUCGCGGAAUUGCGAGCUCAGCGGGCGGCGGCGAUGGAUGGGAUGUACGGCGAGUCGUACGCGACGGCGGCGGCAGGCGAGGGGUACGUUGAGGGCCAGGAGGACGCGGAGGGUGCGGAGUAAUUAUUUAGGAGCGGCGGUGUGUAUGUGUGCUGUGUGGGCUUGGCUUUGGAUGGAUUUGUUGGGAUAUGAUGUUUGGCUGCUUGGGGGGAAGACGAAGUACGAAGGGAUUCGCCAGGGUUGUGUUUUCCUUUUUUACCUGUGUUUUUUGUGUGGUGGGGUGUGUGGGGUGUGGGGCAGGGGUAUGAAGGAUGGGACUCCGGGGUGGUGCCAUGGCGACCGAGGAGGAGCUGUUUGGCCUCUUGGAACCUUUCCUUUACCCAUAAGUGUAGAACAACAAAACACACCGUACCUGGAAAGGGAGCAGCAGAGGUUGAGCCCUGAGUUCUCUCUCUCUUGAAGAGGAAGAAGGGAAAAUUAGUGACGGAGCCCGCCCUGACAGGCCCCCAAACAGUGAUCUGGGAACGUUUUUGAGAAUGAUCUUGCAUCCCGUGAAAAAAUUAGCGACGAUGAUGACGAUGGCGAGGACGACGACGACGGUGGUGGCGAUGAUGAUGAUGUUUGAGAAUGACUCUGCUGCAGACAUGUAGAUGUUUUUAUGACAAGAUCCCAAAUCGGCAAAACAUCUGAAACAGGGGCAGAUAGGGUUAGUAGUAAAGGGCCCGGGGGGGCCCCGCAGCCCUCCUGGAGUGGCCAACUCCGUUGAUACCACCACCACCACCACCACCACCACAAGAUGGCAAAAGGCGCCAAAAGCCGCUUGGCCCCAAAUUGUAACAUGGUUCUGUCG
Volvox carteri f. nagariensis is the source of this 2196-nucleotide messenger RNA. RefSeq names its product spoke specific nucleotide diphosphate kinase (gene rsp23). Bases 87 to 1469 code for a protein of 460 amino acids. Gene Ontology annotation, biological process: UTP biosynthetic process; GTP biosynthetic process; CTP biosynthetic process. The record is from RefSeq and is a predicted model, not a curated record. Gene Ontology annotation, molecular function: protein binding; nucleoside diphosphate kinase activity. The transcript is spliced from 3 exons. NCBI's taxonomy places the organism in Eukaryota, Viridiplantae, Chlorophyta, Chlorophyceae, Chlamydomonadales, Volvocaceae.